AUGGAGCCAUGGCAGCGAAACAUUCGCAGGAUGCACCAAGUCAGCGAGGUCCUCGACCUCGACCCUCAAAAGUCCGACAUGAUCGCCGAUUUCGUCGCACUCAUCCAAGCAAUCCGCGAAGGGCUUACGCAAAUCGACGAUGAUUCCUAUAUUCCCGACUCGCAGAUCAAUAUGCUCUUUUUGACAAAGCUUAAAGAAUGUCCUGAUUGGAGUGACUGGGCAUCUGCCAUGCUGCGAGAUAGUCGGAUGUGCUCCUCCAAUCCUGCGGAGCAGGUGACCUUCCAGGAGCUGGCCCAAUUGGCCAUGGAGCAAGAGAAGAUCCGUCAGCCGCGGGGAAGGAGUGCAUGGGGUGGUGAUCAUGGUGCUGCCAAGAGAGGGUUUGCAUCGCCAUUGGAAGUUCCGGAAGAUCCUCGCGCUCUCACUCAGGACGAGAUCAACGCAUUCGUUGUUAAACAGAUGCAUAAGGAUGAGGCAUUCCGUAAUCGCAGUGGAAGUGUCCGGGGACAUGCUAAGCGGCCCAGUCAGGAGGAAAUCAAUGACUACGUGGUUGAACAGAUGCGUCGCGAACGGGAGCAAGCUACAAGGAAUCGAAGUUACAGCCAACCAAUGCAGGGAGGACCUGUUCAACGACCGGUGCAAAUGCGCUGUACCUUCUGUGGUGAUAGAAAUCACCAGCUUUCAAACUGCUGGCGGAGAUGGAGAGUUGCUGUGGAAGCUCCGAAUGGGAACUACUUGCCUAAACGUGUCGAGUACAGGACUGAAUUUCCGGGCCAACCACCCAUGUAUCGCACGGGUUUCACGCUUUUUUAA
Aspergillus luchuensis is the source of this 810-nucleotide messenger RNA. RefSeq lists its product as uncharacterized. Bases 1 to 810 code for a protein of 269 amino acids. The transcript has a single exon. The record is from RefSeq and is a predicted model, not a curated record. Lineage: Eukaryota; Fungi; Ascomycota; Eurotiomycetes; Eurotiales; Aspergillaceae.